AGAUUCCUGAAGGGCGGGCGGUGAGGUCGUAAACGUCGCCGCCGGCGGUCUUUCCCGGUAGGGCGGGCUUGGGAACAACGAGCUGGCUGAGGCAUUCAUCGCUUAGUGCGUACCUGAGUCUGCUCUUUCUGCCAGGUCUGCCUUGGUCAUCCCCACCUCUUUGCGGGUGAAGUCACCUUUGGGUUUCGAGACCUUGGGGUGUGAGGCCCCAACUCGAGACCUCUCCCUUCCCUCUCACCCUCCAUCUCUUCCUUUGCACCACCGGAUCACUUAGCCUUUGAGCCAGCCAGCGUGGCCUUGCCUUGCGGCCAAGUUUAAGGUGGUAAAGGUAACCGUGGGGCAAGCAGCCCCCAGUGGACAAAGGCAAAGGCGCGAAUAGAGCAGGCCGAGGGGCCGCAUGCGAUAAAAAUAGGCGGCUAAGCAGGUGAACAAGGAGAAAAAAAGGAAAAGAGUACUGCGGUUUUAGAAGGGACUGGAAACGACUUGUUGCACGAUGGAAGAAUCUGACUCUGAGAAAAAGAUGGAGAAAGAGAAUCUGGGGCCGAGAAUGGAUCCUCCCAUAGGGGAACCGGAAGGAUCGCUUGGGUGGGUGCUGCCAAAUCCAGCCAUGAAGAAAAAGGUGCUGUUGAUGGGUAAAAGUGGGUCUGGUAAGACCAGCAUGAGAUCUAUUAUUUUUGCAAAUUAUAUUGCCAGAGACACACGUCGACUUGGUGCAACAAUACUAGACCGUUUACAUAGUCUUCAAAUUAAUAGCAGUUUGAGCACCUACUCUCUCGUAGACUCUGUUGGAAAUACAAAGACAUUUGAUGUAGAACAUUCCCAUGUUCGAUUUCUGGGAAACCUGGUGUUGAACCUGUGGGACUGUGGUGGACAGGACAACUUCAUGGAAAAUUAUUUCACUAGCCAGCGAGACAACAUCUUCCGAAAUGUGGAGGUUCUGAUUUAUGUCUUUGAUGUGGAGAGCCGCGAACUGGAAAAGGACAUGCACUAUUAUCAAUCAUGCCUGGAGGCCAUUCUGCAGAAUUCUCCAGAUGCCAAAAUCUUUUGCUUGGUGCACAAAAUGGAUCUGGUGCAGGAGGAUCAACGGGACCUGAUUUUUAAAGAGCGAGAGGAAGAUCUGAGGCGUCUGUCUCGCCCUCUGGAAUGUUCUUGUUUCCGAACAUCGAUCUGGGAUGAAACUCUCUAUAAGGCCUGGUCCAGCAUCGUUUAUCAGCUGAUUCCCAAUGUUCAGCAACUGGAAAUGAACCUAAGGAAUUUUGCUGAAAUUAUUGAGGCUGAUGAAGUGCUGCUUUUUGAGAGAGCGACUUUUCUGGUGAUUUCUCACUAUCAGUGUAAAGAGCAGCGUGAUGCCCACAGAUUUGAAAAAAUCAGCAACAUCAUUAAGCAGUUUAAGCUGAGCUGCAGCAAGCUGGCUGCCUCUUUCCAGAGCAUGGAGGUCAGGAACUCUAACUUUGCUGCUUUCAUUGAUAUCUUUACAUCCAACACUUAUGUGAUGGUUGUGAUGUCUGAUCCAUCUAUUCCUUCUGCAGCUACUCUGAUCAACAUCCGCAAUGCCAGGAAACACUUCGAAAAACUGGAACGAGUGGAUGGACCAAAGCAGUGUCUUCUCAUGCGCUGAACAUUGCCAAAAGUUGUUUCAGAAGAAAAUUGAAAUACUGUUUCUUAAUCUUAGUGUUGUAUUCGUGUAUGUAGGCUCUGAAACGUUAUGAUGCUUACCACUUCUGUAUUUCUUCCCUACAAUCUCCAGUCUUAUUGUUUAACCUUGAAGUUUAUUUACUCAAAUAGCUAGUGAGAAAUUAGACGAGCUGUCCACAAAGUUGGUGUGAUGUAAAAGUAGGUGAUAUGUGUAAGUGUUCUGAUAAUAAGGUUCUAAUAGUGUGUUCUGAUAACCCAGUUCCAAUAAUCACGUGUGCCAAAGUCUCUUCCAAUAUUGUCUUGUAUUCCUUAUCAGAUAGUAACCUAGAUGUUUGGCAUAUUACUGUUUUCUCAGCAUGCAUUAAAAAUAUUCCUUAACUCCAAUUGAAAAUAAACUUUUGCAGUUAGGGA
Molecule: messenger RNA, 2046 nt
Organism: Artibeus jamaicensis (Jamaican fruit-eating bat)
Lineage: Eukaryota; Metazoa; Chordata; Mammalia; Chiroptera; Phyllostomidae
Gene: RRAGB
Product: Ras related GTP binding B
Exons: 11
Coding region: 494-1618 (374 amino acids)
Biological process (GO): positive regulation of TOR signaling; cellular response to amino acid stimulus; cellular response to starvation
Cellular component (GO): Gtr1-Gtr2 GTPase complex; lysosome; nucleus
Molecular function (GO): GTPase activity; GTP binding
Source: RefSeq, a predicted model, not a curated record